Coregonus clupeaformis (lake whitefish) is the source of this 931-nucleotide messenger RNA. RefSeq names its product tumor protein p73-like. Gene Ontology annotation, cellular component: nucleus. Bases 242 to 931 code for a protein of 229 amino acids. The record is from RefSeq and is a predicted model, not a curated record. The transcript has 5 exons. Gene Ontology annotation, biological process: regulation of transcription by RNA polymerase II; apoptotic process. NCBI's taxonomy places the organism in Eukaryota, Metazoa, Chordata, Actinopteri, Salmoniformes, Salmonidae. Gene Ontology annotation, molecular function: DNA-binding transcription factor activity, RNA polymerase II-specific; RNA polymerase II cis-regulatory region sequence-specific DNA binding.
UGUGCGUACUUGCGCCGUCAUUUGAAACCGGGCAUGCUGUAGGUAGAACACUGGCGAGAUUUUGGGGGUCUCUCUCUGUCUUUCUUUUCUCUCUCAGUCCAUCCCCUCUUGUUCUCUCUAUCGGUGGAGCUUUACCAUUAAAGGGUCUUUGGGGGUCUCCCUCUUUCUUCUUGCUUUUUUUUGCUUGGAUACUUCUGACCUAGAAGUUUGUGUGUGAGAGUGAAUACAGCCAAUUGGGAGGAUGUACUACGUGAAAAAGAAGUCCCAGUACAAUCUGCUGAGCAGCAGCAUGGAGGCGAGCCUGGGGAGCCAGCGAGCAGCAUCCACCAGCCCCUACAGCUCUGGGGAGAACACGUCCGCGGUGCCCACGCCGUCACCCUACUCGCAGCCCAACAGCACCUUUGACGGCCUGUCGCCGGCGCCCGCUAUCCCGUCCAACACCGACUAUCCAGGGCCACACUGCUUCGAAGUCACCUUCCAACAGUCCAGCACCGCCAAGUCCGCCACCUGGACUUAUUCCCCGCUGUUAAAGAAGCUCUACUGUCAGAUUGCCAAGACAUGUCCAAUCCAGAUCAAGCUGUCCUCAGUCCCACCCCACGCCAGCGUCAUCCGUGCCAUGCCUGUCUACAAGAAGGCAGAGCACGUCACGGAGGUGGUCAAGCGCUGCCCCAACCAUGAGCUGGGGCGGGACUUCAACGACGGCCAGGCGGCCCCCGCCAGUCACCUGAUCAGGGUGGAGGGGAACAACCUGUCCCAGUAUAUGGACGAUCCCAUCACGGGCAGGCAGAGUGUGAUGUUGCCCUAUGAGAACUCACAGGUGGGAACAGAGUUCCCCACCAUCCUUUACAACUUCAUGUGCAACAGCAGCUGUGUGGGAGGGAUGAACAGGAGACCCAUCCUCAUCAUCAUCACCUUAGAGACACGCAAGUAA